UAAUACAGUACUUUGAUUCUCUUUUCCUGAAAAAUUAUCCCACACGAAGAAAAAACAUUUUGUUUACGAGAGCUCAAUGAUUUGGUAAGUGUGCCCAAGAAUAUCUACCGAAGCCUUGGCUGAAACACCCAUAGGCGACAACAAAAACAAUUGCCAAAUUUGAUAUCUCUUCUUCUUCUUCUUCCCCUUAAUCGCAAACUUUUUUCAGUAUCAAACUCACAAAAUGCUCACUUCCCUCUUCAAAACCCGCACCCAGAACCCCCUCAUCCACUCCCUCAAAACCCGCACCCAGAACCCCCUCAUCCACUCCCUCAAAACCCUCGCCACCACGACCUCCACCGCCUUCAAACCCUCCAAAGACGACUACUUUGCCGCCAUCAAUCACGUCGCCAACAUUGUCCGCCAUGACAUCUACCCUGAACGCACCCUCUCCAAACUCAAUCUCACCCUCACCUCCGAGCUCGUCUUCCGCGUCCUCCGCGCCUGCUUCACCUCCCCCUCUGAGUCCCUCCGCUUCUUCACCUGGGCCCGGGCCCACUAUUCCCCCACCUCCCUUGAAUUCGAACAGCUCAUCAAAACCCUGGCCCAUCAUAAACGCUACCAAUCCAUGUGGAAAAUUUUUGAACUCAUGAAAAAAUCUCAUCUUUCUCUCAGUUCUGAAACCCUUUGUUUUGUUGUUGAAGAGUUUGGUAAACAUGGGUUGGUUGAUAAUGCUGUGGAGAUUUUUAACAAGUCUGAGGUUUUUAACUGUGAAAAGUCUGUUGCUUUGUACAAUUCUUUGUUGUUUGCUUUGUGUGAGGUCAAGUUGUUUCAUGGAGCUUAUGCGUUGAUUAGGAGGAUGGUGAGAAAAGGGGUUGUGCCUGACAAGAGGACUUAUAUGAUUCUUGUGAAUGCUUGGUGUUCUUCUGGGAAAUUGAGGGAGGCUCAAGAGUUUUUACAGGAGAUGAGUGAUAAAGGGUUUAAUCCGCCCGUUAGAGGGCGUGAUUUGUUGAUUCAAGGGUUGUUGAAUGCCGGGUAUUUGGAGUCUGCAAAGCAAAUGGUGAGUAAAAUGAUUAAACAAGGAUUUUUACCUGAUAUAGAGACAUUUAAUUCAUUAAUUGAGACGAUUUGUAAAUCUGGGGAGGUUGAGUUUUGUGUUGAUAUGUAUUAUAAUGCGUGUAGAUUAGGUUUAUGUGUGGAUAUAAAUACGUAUAAGAUCUUGAUUCCUGCAGUUUCGAAAAUAGGUAUGAUUGAUGAAGCUUUUAGAUUGUUGAAUAACUUGGUUGAGGAUGGUCACAAGCCAUUUCCGAGCUUGUAUGCUCCAAUAAUUAAGGGCAUGUUUAGGAGGGGGCAGUUUGACGAUGGGUUUUGUUUUUUUAGCGAGAUGAAAAUCAAAGGGCAUCCACCCAAUAGGCCGGUUUAUACAAUGUUGAUAACAAUGUGUGGUCGUGGGGGGAAGUUUGUGGAUGCGGCAAAUUAUUUGGUGGAGAUGACUGAGAUAGGGUUGACACCGAUUUCUAGGUGCUUUGAUAUGGUUACUGAUGGUUUGAAGAAUUGUGGGAAGCAUGAUCUGGCUCAGAAGAUAGAGCAGUUGGAGGUGUCUAUUCGGUCUGUUUGAUGUGUGUGGAAUGGCUAUUGAAGGACGAUGCCUUUUAUUGUAUGCCAUUUGGGCUCAAGAAUGAUCCAUAUCGAACUGCAGUAUAAUCAGGAGGAAGCAGAAUGAAUCUUUGUUGGAGAACCAAUGUAAAACUGGUGUUAUGUUUAUGAAGCUUUUUUUUCCUAGUGUGUAUAUUGUACAAGAAUUUCACUAUGCUUUAAACAAAUAUGCUCAACUGGUGAUUCAGUCAAAAUGAUUAAGUUUUUUGAUUGAUAGAGUAUGUACUUGGGAACGCAAUAAUUUGGUGGAUGACAGUCUUUACUCAGACUGUAUUGUUUUUAGAUGGAAUUCGUUGUGAGAGUCAAUUAGAUUGGAAAAGAUUUAUGUGAGUCUUUACCCAUGAUUAUUGUAGCACUAGUCCUGUUAUGAGAGAUAAUGCAGUCAGAGGUUAGAAGGGUUUGGUGUACUGUUAAAGUAUUUAUUGUUGAGCUUUUUGUUUCCAAAGUUAUCUAUUGCCUGAUGUAUAACCUUUUUGCCCGAUAUACUUACAGUGUUCUUAGUGUAAUAUCCUGUGACUUGCAAAUAAAUCUACUUUUGGUCAUUACAUAUUGUUCUAUAAACUCUCUAGUAAUUCUACUGCUCUUUUGCUCUUUGGUUGAGUACCCACUCAACUGUGGCAUCACUAAUUUGAAAUAAGCAAAAUUUUUUUUUUCUUAUAUCUUUUACAAGGCAGUAACUUUAGUGCCUUGUUCUCACUUCCUUUGGUAUUUAGUUGAAUAGGGAAAAAUUUGGUUAUUUAGUUGUUGAUGACUUGUUGCUGGAACGUGUUAACAAGAAUAUACUCAGCUUGGGAGAUUAUGCCACUUUGUCUGAAGUGGAAUCUUUAAGGAAUAAAAUUUCUGAAU
Pistacia vera is the source of this 2481-nucleotide messenger RNA. Its product is annotated as pentatricopeptide repeat-containing protein At5g18390, mitochondrial. Gene Ontology annotation, molecular function: protein binding. The transcript is spliced from 2 exons. The coding region runs from base 224 to 1597 and encodes 457 amino acids. NCBI's taxonomy places the organism in Eukaryota, Viridiplantae, Streptophyta, Magnoliopsida, Sapindales, Anacardiaceae. The record is from RefSeq and is a predicted model, not a curated record.